AACCUCUGCCGUUUCACCACCAUGAAAAGAGGCAGGAAAAAUGCAGCAGCAGAACCAGGAAGCUACAUGGAAAUACCAACGGAAGACCAAGGAGAAAUUGGACGGGGAAGGGACGAGGACCAGGCUUAAAUUUGUUUUGCAUUAGCUUGUGGUGUGAUCUUUCUUUUGUUUGUUAUUCAAUUGCAUUUGGUAUUCUUUCUUUCCUGUGAACAUGUGAAAGCAGCAAACUUUUCCUUUCAUCAUCCUGCUAGUUUAGUACUAGUAUUUCAUGCUCUUCUGGUGUAACAAAAUGUUCUUUUUUUC
Messenger RNA from Rubroshorea leprosula, 303 nucleotides. The record is from the annotation of a GenBank genome assembly. Lineage: Eukaryota; Viridiplantae; Streptophyta; Magnoliopsida; Malvales; Dipterocarpaceae.